AUGUCGUUCAAUCAACCCGUGUGCAAUUUCAGCCAAAACACAGUCAAGGUGUCUAAGAUCAAAUGGACACAACAAGAAGAUGAAUUAUUAACAUCAGUUGUUAGCAAAUUCGGUGCCUCUCGUUGGGACUUUAUCGCUACACACAUACCAGGAAGAAACGGACGUCAAUGCAGAGAGAGAUAUAUCUCUGUCCUCACACCAAGCGUGUGCAAAGACGCAUGGACAGCUGCAGAAGAUGAAACUCUUCUUCGUCUCCAGAAACAAAUCGGCAACCAUUGGUCCCUCAUCUCAAAGAGUCUUCCAGGACGUACAGCCAUCAUGGCAAAGAACAGAUUCAAACUUCUUUGCCGCCAUGAAUUGGCCCAAUCUUAUGCCGCCAAAUCUCGCAACAAUUCCCCUAUUUCAUCUACAAAUGUCGAAUCAUCUUCAAGCGAAUACAGUGAUGCCUCAUCUCCUUCAGUCAUCGAACCAUCCAACUAUAAUUUCUUCAAGCAGGUCUUACCAGUUUUAGAGAAGUCCGAGCAGCUAAUUGAUCAUGAAAACAAGACAUUUGGAUCACAAAUUCUUUCUUCCAACGCUUUCGAUUUCAGCUUUCCAAUCGAAGAAGGAAUUUUUGAUUCUUUUGACAAUGUAGAAUUUGUUUGCUUCUAG
Molecule: messenger RNA, 651 nt
Organism: Trichomonas vaginalis G3
Lineage: Eukaryota; Parabasalia; Trichomonadida; Trichomonadidae
Product: RNA polymerase II transcription regulator recruiting protein
Exons: 1
Coding region: 1-651 (216 amino acids)
Source: RefSeq, a predicted model, not a curated record